AUGACUUUUGUAACCUCCUCAACCACAACUUUGGCUCAAAAAUGGCGCGACACUGCCAAUCGCUACUCCGACUCGGAGGACUCGCAACACGAGGAUGCUGGUGUUAGCGGGUUGACAGAAUCCGUGGAAGACCUACUUGACUGUACGUUGCCAACCAAACCUUCGAGCCUCGCACUAAAUGGAUUUUCCAAAGGCGCUCACCGGUUUCCUGUCAUGGAGACUGAUAAGGAGGAUGAAAUCCUACAGCCAAUGCUUUCCGAAUGCAGCUGCGAAGCGUCUACCUCCUCCUCCAUAGACUCCACCUCUUCGCACAGUCUGAAUUCGGCGCUAGUCUCGCCCGCAACCCCAAAUCCCGACAUAGCGUGGCCGCGGAUGACUCCACGUGUGGUACAAAUCACCGAACCCGACCACAUGCUGCGCCCAACCCUCAGACCUAGUCCAACUCGAAUGACCGACUCAAUGCGAAGGUGGUCGGCAAUGUCUGUCACCUCUACCGGUACGAUAGUACCAGCAAUGGACGCGACAAAUUGUGAUUGCACAUCGCUAGCAUGGGCCGCCUUUAGGUCGCCAGCGUCAGUGAGAAAACGACAAAGGCGUGAUCGACCGAGUGAUGAUUCCUACAGGAAAAUUUCAAGUUCAAAGACUGGGAAUUCAUCGACGGAUUCAGGGCUUGGCUCUUCGUCAGGUUCCGAAGACAGCCAUUCUGGAGUGUCAAAUGUGACGGCCAAACCUCCGAUUGUCAGGAAAAGACGACGAAGAUCGUUGAGUGUAAUAUUUGGAUCAAUGAUGAGGUUAAUGAUUAAUCCUUCGUCGGUUAAAAAAGCUUCGAAGUCUGAUACUAAUUUAAAUGCAAACAACUUGACACAGGUAAUUAUUUUUUUGUAAUUUCGAUCGUUUUUAAAAUUUUAUUAUCGUUUUUAAAUCUUGACUUAUAGUUUUUUGCUCUUUAAUAGCCUAUCGACUUUUGAAGCCAUUGUUUGAGUAUUUAAAUUUUGCAAUUAAACCUCAUUUUUGCAAGAGCAAUUUGUCGGUCCCACAGUUUGGGUGGUCUCUAGUCCUCAAAACGUAUUUGUCAUAUCGUUUUUAAAAAGUGUUAGCACAGUGUUCGAACCGGAAAGGCACGAUAACGAGCCCUCUAGACGUUAUAGUGAUUGAAUAAAAAUCCUACUGGCUCACUGAUUUUUUUUGCUUGUCCGUGGUUCUCUCCCACGCUUCCUGUCUCUUAUCACGAGAAGCCGGCUCUCUAAUCAGCGAACUCAACUCUGUCUGUAUGUGGGACUCUCAUAAGUUUAUCUUCACCACUACUCACUGUUAAUACGAGUUCCUUUAAUUAUUUUUCUCUUUGUCAUUAUGAGUCUGAUAAGUUAGUGUUCUCUAUCAUUGUUGGCUUAAGGAUAGUCUUUUCUUUAUCACUAUAUGCUUCUUCAUCAUAUCUAUUCUAUGACAAUUCCUCUCAAAAACUUGUGUUUCUCAAUUGAAUCGAACUCUCUCAUAACACAUCGUCUCGCUGGCCGGAGGGCCUGUUGUGUGUGUGUGAGGUACGUGGCCGAAAUGCCAUCGAUCUUGGAGAUAUCCGUGGAAAAAAGGUUUUUUGUUAAUCUUUAUUUGCCACGACUUUUCGGCUUAUUCUUUUCGUCAAUUAUUUUUUGUUUCGCACUUUGAUCGUUGAGCUAACGUGCAGUUGGGAUCAGUGCGGAGGUUUCUAUCUAAAUAUUGGUAGAUUUAUACACUAAUUAUACCUAAACUUAGGUUUUUCUAUACUUUAUUAUUGUCGAAAAGACUUUUUAAGCCUAAUAUUCUUGGAUGUUAUUAGGCGUUCUUAUCUAAAAAGCUGUUUUAGUCCGCAUUUUUUGAGUUUUCAAAGCUAUUUUUAAGUUUUUGAAGCUAUUACUCAUCCAUUUAUUUUUGAUUUCUACUAGAAUCUUUAAAGGAUAGUUAUACUGAACAUUCUUCAAACUUUAUACUUCAUUGGCUUUGAUCUACUAAAGCCAAUGAUCAACAAAACCCCCAUUACGUAAGGCAUGUGAUGGUUGUAGCCCUGUUAACGGACUGGGUUCCUAACCCUGACAUCCUGGCGUCUUCUUCAGGAUCUUCAGAUUUCAAAAACCUCACUUUACCCAAGAUCUCAACUAGUCGCUACGGGUCUUCAUAUUCCUCUAAAAGUUAUUCUGAAUCUAAUGGAACGAGUUAUUCUAAAAGUUCUAAUAAUGGUUAUUCAAAAGCUGAUUCUUACUCCGGUAGUAAGAGCUAUGGUUCGAACCGUGGAUCAAGUUUGUACUCUAAAACAUACAAUGGAUCCAAUAAUUCAUUAGGCUCUUAUAACGUCGGGUCUAGUUCGUAUAAAGAAAGUUUGAGCACGUAUAAAGAUACUUCUAGCUCGUACAAGCCUUCGAGUUCAUAUAGCUCUAAUACGAAGUCAUAUUCUUCUAAAGAACCCUACAGCUCUAGUUCGAGCUCAUAUUCCUCUAAAGAAACCUAUAGCUCUAACCCAAACUCGUAUUCUAAAGACUCUUACGAUUCGAGCUCUUAUUUGCCCAAAGAAAGUUACUCUCGAACCACGCCGUCGUUCAUCUCCGUCCGCCAUUUAUGUAAUAAAAAACCGUCUCAAUUAUCAUAUGGGUCCAACAGUUAUUUGACUCCGACCAGCGUGUCCUCGCUCUCCUCAAACAUCCUCACUUCACGUCAUUCACCAGCACCCUCCUCAUUCCUCAACCGAGAAAAGUCCCCAUCCCCAUAUGCAAAUGGGAUUUAUAGUCCACCAAUUCUGUCGAACUCGCUUCGACGACGAAUGAGGUCGAUGGGUUUUGGAACCAGGAAGACUGAAGUAGAAGCAGAAGAAGAGGAGGAAGAAGAAAAGGAUGAGGAAUAUGAGGAGGAAAGUGAGUAUGAGGAUGAGAGUGAGUACGAGGACGAAGAGGAAUGGGAAACGGAGUCAGAAGAAGCAGAAGAGAUUGAGGAUAAGGUUUGUCUGGUCUUCUUAGGGAUCAUUUGUCUUUUCGUAUGUUUAAUAUUAGUAUAAAAGCUUGUUUUUUUUUAAUUUUGAAAAAAGAAAUCUUUGGAAAUAUUUUUAUUAGUUCAUUUUGAAUUUUAAAAAUGACCUUUUUUUGAGAAAUUGAAGCGAUUUUUUUUUGGUUUUUGCUUAUAAAAAGCAAGAGAAAUUUAAAAUAUAUUUUAAAAAAUGUUAUACUCGGGUAACACAGACAAAUUCAAAUAUUUUCCAAUUAUUCAAUUAGCAAAUAUUGUUUAUUUUCUCAAUUUUUAUAAUUGUUUUCCCCAAAGCAAUUAACGUAAAGACGAAAAUUAAUAAUUUUCACAGGAAAUAGGUUGUAAAAACAUUAACUCUGGCAAGUAAAGUUAACUUUACUACAGUAGAAACUGUAAUACAUUAUUUAUUUUCAAAGAAAUUAAAGCAUUUUAUGGAUUUUUCAAAAAGAAUUAAAAAAUUUUUUUUUAUUUUGAAGUUUUCAAAAAUAAAUUUUUGGUUUCUACGUCAAAUCAUAUGACAUUACCAUAGUAUAUACUAUCAUAAUCAACUCAAUCAUUUGCAGAACGAUUUGGGCGCAUUUUCGCCGAAAUGGCGCGGCGACGACGCCAACGAGGCCAGCCCGUUGUCGCGGCUGUCCCAGGAGAACGUGGCCAAACUCGCGACCUUCGCAGCGGACACGAAACCCACUUUCACGUAAGUGCCCCUAGCCAAUAUUUAUUGCAUUUGUUUUGGCACACUUGAGCGUUUUAUAGUGUUUAUGGUUUUGGUACGGGUUUUGGAGGGCUUCGAACGAAUUUCGUGGAUUUUUUUAAAGAUUUUGAGGUUUUUUUGGAAAUUUCAGUUUUUGGGGUUUGGGUUAGUAUUAAUAAAUGGUUUGCGUUAGUUUCCAAAAAAAAUUUUUUUGAAUUUUUGAAAUUUUUUUCAAAAUUUCAAUUUUUUCUUAUAAUUUUCACAUAAAAUUAGGUCAAAAAUGAAGUUUUUGAAAGUUUUAUAGCAUUAGUACACUGUGAUCUCUAGUUAUUUCUAAUUAAAAGUUACAAAAUGAAGAUUUUGAAAGUCUAGGUAUAAUCCUGCCAAGACUGUAGAUUACCGGCCGUCUUGGAAAACACAAAAAAUGAAAAAGAUAACAACGUAAUAUCAAAACAUUUAACAUUUUUAAAAAAAAAAUAGAAAAUUUUGCAAGUUUUUAGUAAAUUUUUUACUGUAGGCUUAAGGAACAGUGUUAAAAGGCAUUUUUUAAAGGAAAAAGGUAAUAAAGCGGCAUUUUUAUUGUAAAUUUGUGUUAAAAUAUUAUUUUUGAUAUGAAGAAAGUAUUUUCAGGUCUACGGACACAAAACCCUUCUCACCUCAGAAGCCGGACAUUACUUCAACACCUCAGAAGCGGGAGCCCUUAACGGACUCGUUCCGCUCGGCCAACCUGAAUGAGUCCAACAACACAUCCUUCUCACCCAACAAAACCCUCGACUUUUCCUCUCUAAAACUCUCACCAAUCAAAAACGAAGCCCCAUCUGUACUACCAGCACCAAAACCAUCAAAACCAGAUGUCCUGAAACCAUCAACACAGAAGCCAUCCUUUGCUGGUCGAUACUCGAAUGUGGCACGGUUCCACUUCCCCGGUGGCCAACCAGUACCACAACCAAAGAACGAUGCGGUCAGAGAAACCGUACGACAACUGUUCCACUCACAACCUCAACAAGUUCUUGAGUACAAAGACAUGGACAAGCUCUGUGAAGCCAUCGACAUGGCCGUCUACGCGAAACGACCCAUCUACGAAGCUUGUGUUAGGUUAAGUGGGCAAAAGUUGGUACCAGACACUACCCCCGCUCUCACCUUCAGUCAAUUCCAAACCUACUGGCAACUCAUGACAUUAGAGAAUCAUGACGACGCUUCUCGCUUCAUCUACACAUUAGCUGCGGCCGCUACGGGCGAAAGAAAACCUCGCCAAUACCUGAUAAAGUCAGACUUUAUGAGCAUGUUGAUGGACGUCAUCUACACUUACCCCGGCCUCAAUUUCCUUGUCAAUUCAACACAAUUCCAUUCGAAAUACUGUGAAGUUGUGAUUGUGCGUAUCUUCUGGAACGUGAACCGAUCAUGGUCUGGCCGAAUUACCCCCUUCGAACUCAGGAAAUCAGAUUUCUUACCAACGCUGAAAAUGCUGGAGACCACCAGCGACAUCAACAAGAUUACCGACUACUUUAGCUACGAACACUUCUACGUGGUCUACUGCAAGUUCUGGGAAUUGGACCAAGACCACGACAUGGUGAUCAGUCGCGAAGACAUGAAAAACCACUGUUCCGGGGCCAUCCCCGACGUUGUCAUAGAUCGAGUAUUCAGUGGUGCAGUAGUACGAACAGCGCCAGAAUGUCGAACAUACAAAGGCAAAGGCCCAUGCAGAGAUCAAGCGUUAGAGACGAUUGGCUUUGAAGACUUUGUAGCCUUCUUGUUGGCCGAAGAAGACAAGAAACACCCGACCAGCCAGGAAUAUUGGUUCCGGAUUCUGGAUUUGGACGGCGAUGGAGUGUUGUCGCUGUACGAAAUGGAGUACUUCUACCGCGAGAUUGAGAGGAAAUUGACUCAGCACAACUUUGACACAUUGUCAUUUAAAGACGUCGCUUGUAAUGUGAGUUUUGAUUGAAAAAAAUGGCAUUUAUUGGAGAUUUUUGAAGUUUUAAUCAAAUAUGACGUAUUAUUUUCGUUUAUUGCAAUAUAAAAAAAUAUUUUGGAUAAAAUUUAAAGUCUUAGUACGACAAAUAUAGUAUUAUAAUCAUAAUAGUAAAUUUACUUUUUUAGUUGUUUGAUUCAAUUGCACCAUCAACCACAGGCUGUGUAACACUGAGAGAGUUGAAACAAUGUGGACUAGCUCAUCGCUUCUUUAACACCUUUGUCAACUAUUUGAAGUACUUGGAACAAGAGUCUUCAGAAGGCGAGAGGGCUUCAGUUAAGGUGAGAUUUUGAGGUUUUUGAUUAAAUUCGAUCUUAUCCAUGUUAAAAUUUAUGCUUUUAAUCGGAGAAUGGGGUGUAAAUUACCGGAAACGAAUGGUUUGUGAAUUUCUGGAUUAUAUAAAAUAAAACUAGGUUUAUGAUUUAGUUUUUUUGUAUAAAAAGUUUAUUGUUUUGUCUUCCUUAUUGAAAGUUUUAAAAGAUUUCGUUUUAGACCUCCGGAGACAAAGAACUUUCCGAUUGGGACCAAUACUGUGCAAUGGAAUACGAAAUCCUGAUGAGUGAAACGGAGGAAAGCUAUGCUGAUGAGAAUAUGUAAGUUAUUGAGUUUAAAUUUUUUGAAGUUUUAAUAAAAAAUUUAAAAUUAGACUAAUAAUGUUUGAGGAUUUUUGUGAUUUUGCUAUUGAAACGAUUAUCAGGCACUAUUUUUGUCAUAAAAUGACUUAAAAGAGUUAAUGUUGACUUUUUCUUUUCAGUGAUGUGAUUCUGGACGACGAUGAAGCCGAAGAAGAACAACGUCCCGACACAACGCAUACUUAA
This is a messenger RNA of Bursaphelenchus okinawaensis, 6466 nucleotides long. The record is from the annotation of a GenBank genome assembly. Lineage: Eukaryota; Metazoa; Nematoda; Chromadorea; Rhabditida; Aphelenchoididae.